UUCAGACCAGAUGGACCAAAUCGGACCAACACACAGCGUCACCGCCCAUUCCCUCUCUUUUGCUCAGUAAGGCGUCGAUCUCUCUCUCUUACCGUCAAGGACCACCGCUAAUCCUGUUGAAAGAAGCGAUUUCCGGCAAGUUCUUCCUAUAAGUCGGUUCUUUUUGUGAUUGCAACAGAACAUAUCAACACACAGUUUUGAAGCUCUUCCAUUGCUGUGAUCAAAGGAAUUAACAGAGAUGCAGACUGAGAAUAGCCAGCAGCAAAAACAGCCACCAUCAGCUGUCACUUCAUGCCGAAAGAAGAAAAAUGAGGAAGCUACUUUUAUGGAAGAUUUGAAGGAGCAUAUUGAUGAGUUCAUUCAUGCAUCAAUGGAUGAGCACAAGACUUGCUUUAAGAAAACCAUGCAAAAGAUGUUUGGAAUGUCAAAGAUUGUUGCAGAGAGGAGUGCUGAUGCUCAACAAGUCGAAAGUUCUCUGCCCCUCCGCACUAUGGUGUCUGACUAGAAUAAUCUUCCCUUUCUUGUAGGUAACUCAACUUCUAGUUUUUGAACGUUAUGGUUUUGGUUUAACAUGUCGUUAAACAAUAAGCAAGUUGGUUGAAUUAUUUCUCCGACUAGAUUUCAGGUGAAUGGACCUUAUAAUUAUGCAGGCAUGAUUUUUUUUUUUUUUUUUUCCUGUAAAAAGAUUUUCAUUGAAUCUGAUCAUGAAGGAUUGAAAACAUUCAGUUGAUAGAGGAAAAGGUUUAUUGCA
Messenger RNA from Jatropha curcas, 751 nucleotides. RefSeq lists its product as uncharacterized. NCBI's taxonomy places the organism in Eukaryota, Viridiplantae, Streptophyta, Magnoliopsida, Malpighiales, Euphorbiaceae. The record is from RefSeq and is a predicted model, not a curated record.